GUUAAAAACUUGUUCUUCAGUCAAUACAUAAAAAGUAGGAAUCAUUUCAGCUUGUGAUUUCCUUCUCUCUUUUCUUACUCUUCUCCCUUACAGUCCUAAAAUUAUGACUUCAAAUCAUCGGUAGCACACAAAGCUAACCACACAGAUUUUCAGCCCAAACCUGACAAGAAAAGCAUUUGUCUGACAAGUUUGCAUUGGUGCCCUGUCAGCAGUAGUCAGAGGAGAAGACUGUCAUGUGAUAAGUGUUAUUACUUUGCAAUUUUCUUUGCCUUUGCUUCCUCUAACAAGAGAAUUUUUUUCCAUGGUGAUCUAUUCAUGGCCUUGAUAUACUGGAUCUGUUUUGCCGUAGCUUUCACCCUCCUAUACUUCCUAUGCCUUUAUUCCUUUCAUAAAAGAAGUCUUUAUAACAGUUCCUUCAGAAGACUGUAAUAGGAGGGAAGGGAAGGUCUUUCCACAAUUGUUUUUUUUUAAAAAUCAAUAUAAAUAGCUACAUUGAAACUGGGGAACUGAUACCAGCCUAAGAGAAUUGCUGUUACAAACCCACAUUGUCUUUUUGUAAGCAUGCUGGCUUGGAUCACUGAAUGCUUGCAUUGCAGCUUAGGCACACUAGUCAGCCCUUCAGGCAGGGGAAGGGCACAGGUGCUGCUGAAGACAAAUUUCAGUUUUGCUCUUUGCAGUUACAAAUCUGGAUUUUCAUAUUGGUCAUUAUAACAGCAAAGUCCAAUACAAAAUUCCUGUCAUGAUCUAUGUUUGAAUUACAAGCUUGUUUCUCUAAAAAACAGGAGUCAUGUCUAGUGCAGUGUAUUUCAGAAUAUACACUGAGUAUAAACACAUGUGCACGUUACCUUUCUCACUUUCCUUUUUGCUGGUUUUGCCUUGGUCUAGACUGACUAGGAGUGAAUGCAGCUACUCUAGUCUGGUCCUACUGGUAAACCAAGCUUAAUUCCUUACAUUUCAUCUUUAGUUCAUUGAAAUUGCAGGAUCCUUAAAAGCAGAAGUGGUCCCCUUUAGGCUUUGUUCAACCUUCUCCCUGUAGUCAAGAAUGCAACAGUGAGUCUAUUUAGUACUGGGUCCUGUCAGAACAACUGGAAAAACAGGAUUCACCUCCCCACAAUGACAGUCCUUAGAAAUUCCUCAAUAAAUAAUGCUAGUUUUCUAGCUAGUCUGUUAGACAUUAACAUUGAGUAUUAAAGCUUUGAUAUAUUUGAAGGAUUCUAAUUAAUUUAGUUAAUUUAAACAUUACAGGAAGGAACGGGUGAUUUUUUUUUUAUUACACAGUAUUAGUACUGCCUGUUUAAUUUCACAGAACAAUCUGUAAAUACAAACAAGACAUAAUUCUUGCUAUUUAGUGUUCUUGGUGUUUACUGUGUACAGUGAUACCAUGAUUCAUGGUGAUAUCCACAGAGAUAUCCAGAAUACAUGUACAAAAAUGGUUUGGUUUUGUUCAUUAACAAAAAAAAGCUGUACAAAUUAUCACAGACGUGUAGGUAGACUAAUAUUUUAAUCUGUUAAAUAAAAAGUAGCUUUUAAAUCAGUUGGUAGUGCUUUGGGUGAUGCAAUACUUAUGUUCUCAGUAUGGAUCAUUUGAAAGAAGUUACCUGGAACUGUGUGUGUAUUACUGAAUACUGUCAGUCUUGUAUCGCACCAUAAACAUUUAUUUAAUGGUUCAUUUGUUUUGCUGUAACAUUGUGUGUCUUCCUGUCAGAACAGUAUCCUGUCCUUGGCUCCUGGUGAAUUUCUGUAAAUAUUUUAAUGCAAGCUAGUUUUGUUGCUGCAAUUUGUACGUAGCCUUUUUUUUGCAGUUAGUGGAGCUGCGUGUCUGAUACCUGGGAUGGUACAAGUGAAAUCACAGCGCACUCUUAUGUCUAUAUCACAAAGAAGCAUCAGCAGCUCUCUCCAACUGCAAAGAUGGACCAGACCUUUUUAGCAGUUGUAUUUGGCCCGUGUGACAAGUGCUUCAAAGAGAAGCCUCUUAGGGCUGUUUACAUCAAGUCAGAACAACUCAGCUACUGCUCACUAUGUGUGGAAAUGAUGGCAACCGAGGGGCUGCACGAGAACGAGACCUUGGCAUCGCUGAAGAACGAGGCGGAGAGCCUGAAGGGCAAGCUGGAGGAGGAGCGGGCCAAGCUGCACGACGUGGAGCUUCAUCAGGUGGCAGAGCGUGUGGAGGCACUGGGCCAGUUUGUGAUGAAGACCAGGAGGACCUUGAAGGGCCACGGAAAUAAGGUUCUCUGUAUGGACUGGUGCAAAGACAAGAGAAGAAUUGUGAGCUCUUCCCAGGAUGGGAAGGUGAUCGUGUGGGAUUCCUUCACUACCAACAAGGAACAUGCAGUGACGAUGCCAUGUACGUGGGUGAUGGCGUGUGCAUAUGCCCCAUCUGGAUGUGCCAUUGCUUGUGGAGGCCUGGACAACAAGUGUUCUGUGUACCCUCUGACAUUUGACAAAAAUGAAAAUAUGGCUGCAAAGAAGAAAUCAGUUGCAAUGCACACAAACUACUUGUCUGCCUGCAGCUUCACUAACUCAGACAUGCAGAUCCUGACAGCAAGCGGAGAUGGAACUUGUGCUCUGUGGGAUGUUGAGAGUGGGCAGCUUCUACAGAGUUUCCAUGGUCAUGGAGCUGAUGUCCUGUGCCUGGAUCUGGCCCCUUCUGAGACGGGAAAUACAUUUGUCUCUGGGGGAUGUGACAAGAAAGCCAUGGUUUGGGACAUGCGGUCUGGUCAGUGCAUCCAGUCAUUUGAAACCCACGAUUCAGAUAUCAACAGUGUCAGAUAUUACCCAAGUGGAGAUGCUUUUGCCUCUGGUUCAGACGAUGCCACGUGCCGUUUAUAUGACCUUCGUGCAGACAGAGAAGUAGCAAUUUAUUCCAAAGAGAGCAUCAUUUUUGGAGCGUCCAGUGUGGACUUCUCGCUCAGCGGUCGCCUGCUGUUUGCAGGCUACAAUGAUUACACCAUAAACGUCUGGGAUGUGCUGAAGGGGUCCCGUGUAUCCAUUCUGUUCGGGCAUGAGAAUCGUGUCAGCACCUUGCGGGUCUCUCCUGACGGGACGGCGUUCUGCUCGGGCUCCUGGGACCACACUCUCCGAAUCUGGGCUUAACCUAAGAUCCCAUAUGCAGAAUCCAAUGAAGACUGAAACCCUGGACUACACAAACUGCAUCAAAAAGCUACUCCUCAAAAUCAAAUAUCUGCUACACCCCAAAAGAGUGACACUGAACCCACAGCUUAACACGAUUAGGUAGAAAAUGUAAUCUGCUUGAACACAUAGCAAAGGUCAACUUGGUUUUCACUCUGUUUUGAGGCUUAUCUUCUUUUAUUAGAUCUAGUAUAGAUAAUUAUAAUAAAGAGACUUUUCCCUGAGGUCACUUGUAUCAUAGAAUUGAGUAUUUCAGUGCACAUUAUGUAUUUAUUUGCAUGAAUUGAGUUCCCUUUUAAAGUUUAAAAAAAAAAAAAAGAAAAAGAAAAAAAAAGAUUCCUGAUUUAAUCAGGAUGUAGCAUAAGGCUUUGGAAACAUUCCAUAGUACUGCAUUGAAUCUUGGUAUUGAAAAGUGGAAAGGAGAACAAUUCUCAUACUUUAUGGUGGCGUUAUGGAUGACUGAACCUCAUCAGUAAGUACAGGAGCAAAGGACCUACUCUGAAGGUACAGGCUAUUGUCAUAAAAAUGUAUUUUUUGUACAGAAAAGGAACCCUUUCAAUCCCUGUUUUUUCCUAUCAUCUUUUUAGAUAGAAAUAAGUAUUUAAUCUGUUACCUGAAUAUAAAGAAUCUAAAUAUAUACAACCUGAUAAACUGCAAAGAGGAGGGAUAUAAACAUGAUUUACAUAAUCAUGAGGUAAUACUUAACCAGUAGUUUCUUAGAAAUUUUUAAUUGUAUCACUUGGUGAGUGAAUUUUCUUUUACUUGAAGGAGUACUAAGCACUAAGGGAAUCUACAUGCUAAGCACUAAGGGAUUCUACAUGCUGAGCAGUAAGCACCGUUAUGCUGAUGGUCACAUCUUUUCCAAGUCAGUCACAGUCAUUCUGUGAUCAGCCCUCUAUGUGGGCAUGGCAGUGGCAGACACGGCAGGACUGCCCCACGAAGACCUGGUGCUGUGGAGUUAACAUUUAAUUGGAUAACACCGAGAUACAGUUAAUUAUAGAAUGAUUGGGAAAUUACAUCUGCAUUUAUGCAUUGAAAAUUAUUCAGAAUGUGUCACUGGUGUCCAGAUUGAGAGGCAUUGAGUCUAACCUGAGCAGAUGUACACAGGGAGCAAAGUGCUGGAGUAAUGCUGGUCUGGCCUUUGAAAUGCAAGUGGUGAGAUACAUCUCUGAAAAGAUCAAAGAUAUGAUUUAUAUUUAGAUCGAAGCAAGAGGAAACAAGCUCACUGGAGGGAGCUUGAUCACAGGCUCAUUCAUGGCUGGAGUUGGCUGUUUACAGAAGUUUGAUGACAAGAUCUUCAUUCUGUUGGAAAGUGGGAUUUUUUUUAACAAUUAUAUAAAAAUCGUAUUAGAAACAAAGUCUCCUAAUUCAUGAAAGCAGGUUCCAUGAAUCCAUAACCACUUCACCUAGGACACGGACAUUGUAUCAGCCUUCAGUCCCUAAUGAAAUAGUUCAGCUGUUGUCACUUGGAAAAGUCAACUCUGAUGCAAACUAUCCCUGUAACAAACUGAAUGCACUAUGGAAAUGUCAUGUAGAGCUCACUGUGCAAUACUGAGUGAAUAGACUGUAGACAUUUUAUCGAAAGAUUAAUGUUUAGAUAGUAUUUAUUGGCAAGAUGUUUGUUUCAAACAUACUACAUUGUGUUGAUACUUAAUGAAUGGCCUAAAUACA
Molecule: messenger RNA, 4800 nt
Organism: Colius striatus (speckled mousebird)
Lineage: Eukaryota; Metazoa; Chordata; Aves; Coliiformes; Coliidae
Gene: GNB5
Product: G protein subunit beta 5
Exons: 13
Coding region: 1909-3093 (394 amino acids)
Biological process (GO): G protein-coupled dopamine receptor signaling pathway; G protein-coupled receptor signaling pathway
Cellular component (GO): cytoplasm; heterotrimeric G-protein complex
Molecular function (GO): protein binding; signaling receptor complex adaptor activity
Source: RefSeq, a predicted model, not a curated record